CGACUGGUUCACACACCGUGUCCUUCUGGGAAAUCUGAGAACAUUUGGUUGCGCUUCUUGGCUGUGUAUUACGGUAAAACAUGGACGCCGCAUGUCAACGCUGACGGUGAGGUGUGUUGGAAGAAGUCAUUGGUUUUCUGCUCUACAGGUCAGAUUAUACAUCAACAUUCAUCAUGAUCACUCCUGCUUUUGACCUGAGUCAAGAUCCUGACUUUCUGUACCUCAGCAUCCGUGUGCCCUACACCAGAACUUCAGAGUUCGACCUUUAUAUUGAUGGAACAGAUUUUAAAUUUUAUGCCAAGCCCUACUUUCUCAGAUUAACACUUCCAGGAAGAAUAGUGGAAGAUGGAAGAGAAAAGGCCACAUUUGACAUUGAUAAAGGUCUCUUCACUCUUCAGGUCUCCAAGGAAACACCUGGAAACCAUUUUGAAGGACUUCAGAUGCUGACGAGUCUUCUUGCCCCUAAGGGUUCCCGAUCAGCGAAACCUUUAGUGGAAGAUGUGGACCCUGGGUCUAGUCAAAGUGUAGAAGAAGAUGAAGAGGAAGAAGAAGAAUUUGACUGGCAGGUGGAGCAGGAGGUGUACAAGGAGAGCUCUGAGGAGGAGCUGGGAGCUCAGCAAAAGUAUGGCUUUGCCAAUCAGAGGUCUGGGGUCUUCGCCAGAUUACAGGCAGAACUCAGUGAUGUGAUUGAUAUUGAAAACCCAGAAGGUACAACAGCAGCUGAGAGGAAACGGUCAAGGCAGGAGGCCGAGGAGUCUGCAUUUUCAGCAGACCACUAUCUCUCUGAUCUGUUCGAGGAUGAUGACAUUAAGAGACUGCUGAAGUUUAGACCCUGGUGGGCAAAACUGAGUUCUGCACAAGAUCUGGAGGGAGAAGCUGAUUCACAUGCAGCUGUAUCGUUCAACGAUGGUGAGAAGGAGCAGCUGAGGAAAUUCACCAACCGCUCCUUUCUGCUGGACAAGACGUCUCGUUACCAAGCGUGGCUCGGCCUGGUCGACAUACUGCUGGCUUAUUGCUACGAAGCGCGCUCCACUGAGGGAGAGCACAAUGUCGAGUCACCGUGGACAAUCAGAAAGCUGAGUGGGACUCUGUGCUGGCUGGAGACAUACUGCUCCGUACAGGAAGUCCUGGUGUCUUUUGGGCGUAGGGUGUUGUGUUACCCCCUCUACAGACACUUUGGAUUGGUCUCUGCAGCAGUGACUGACACAGCUACUAUUUUGCAGUCAGGAAAAGCCUGUGUCCUCAAAUGCCUGCUGGAUAUUCACAAAGUCUUCAGAGAGAACGAGCCGGCCUACAUAUUGAAUGAUCUGUACAUCACCGACUACUGCGUCUGGAUUCAGAGGGUCAAGUCAAAAAAGUUGACAGCUUUUGCUGCAAUGUUAAAAACAGCUCCUCUGCACAAAAAAGACUUGAAGCUGGAGCUGGUGGAACUGGAGGAGGCGGCAGCUCUGGUGGUGGAGGAAACGAAGGCAAAAGAGCAGGGACCAUCUGAGAGCGCUCCAUUAUCCAACGGUGACAGCAGUGAUGACAGCAGCGACAGCAGCAGCAGCAGCGACAGCAGCAGCAGCAGCAGUGACAGCAGCAGCAGCAGCAGCGGCUCAUCUUAUGAGAGCGAGGAGUCAGAGGCUGAAGAGUGUGCUGAAUCAGGAAGGGGAGGAGGAGGAGGGAAGACUUUUAAGGACAGCCCUCCACUUCCCCAACCCACGUCCGCUGCCUCUCCCAUCCCCCGGGAACCAACAAGCACUCUCAGCUUAGCAGCGGAGAAAGUGGACACCCUCCCCUCGGCUUCUGGAGACACCAGACUUCUCAUCCAGGAGCUGGGUGAGCAUUUGGCUGACGAGCUGCAAAUCUCUGAGGACUCCAGCGGAGGCACAGAGGGGAGACGGUGUUCCCAGCUGAGCAGCGUUGAAGCAAAGAGGAAACCAACAUCUGCAAGUAGCAGCAGUGGGACUUUGUUAGAGCCCGGUCCGUACAGGAAUCCUCUGCUCAUCGUACGAACACCAGAGGAUGAGGAGGAAAAUGACUUCAUUCAACGGAUGUAAUAUGGAAAAAUCUGCUGGAUUAAUGGCUGGACCGGUGGGGAUUUAAAUCAUUUGCUAAACAAGAUGUUUCAACUUGGUUCCACUGGAUCAUCAUCCACCUUCAGUUUAGUUACGUUUUCAUUUAAAGCCUUAACUGAUUUUUUUAUAUUUACAGCACAGUUUAGUAUUUUCAAUUAUAGUAUAGAAUAUAAGACUAUGAACAUGAUUCUCACUUCUUUAACUUCUCACCUACGAUAAUAAUAAAGCCACAAUCGCCCCUAUAGUAAUUAUAGCUGCAUAUUCUUUUAACUGUUUACUCCAAAUGUCAUUCAUCUGAGUAUAAUACCUUGUUUUCCUGUCGGUGUUUUAUAAAUAAACAGGAUUGUCAGAAA
Cynoglossus semilaevis (tongue sole) is the source of this 2413-nucleotide messenger RNA. It is a transcript of the gene shq1, whose product is annotated as SHQ1, H/ACA ribonucleoprotein assembly factor. The transcript is spliced from 12 exons. The record is from RefSeq and is a predicted model, not a curated record. Lineage: Eukaryota; Metazoa; Chordata; Actinopteri; Pleuronectiformes; Cynoglossidae. Gene Ontology annotation, biological process: box H/ACA snoRNP assembly. Bases 174 to 2042 code for a protein of 622 amino acids. Gene Ontology annotation, cellular component: nucleoplasm; cytoplasm.